This is a messenger RNA of Dreissena polymorpha, 3417 nucleotides long. RefSeq names its product metallophosphoesterase MPPED2-like. The transcript has 6 exons. Gene Ontology annotation, molecular function: hydrolase activity. The coding region runs from base 667 to 1959 and encodes 430 amino acids. The record is from RefSeq and is a predicted model, not a curated record. Lineage: Eukaryota; Metazoa; Mollusca; Bivalvia; Myida; Dreissenidae.
AACAAAUUGUUUUUGCCACUAGUGACAAUACAGAUUUUAUAUAUGAUAAUCAGUCCUAUGUAAACACAAAGAUCGAUUGAUGCCAAUACAUUAUGCCAUGGAGAGAAAAGAUGACAGAUAAAUUAAUACAUUACUUAUUAUUGGCCUGUGUUUUCAUUAAAGUACUACUCUUUCUACUGGAUAAUGAAGAGUUUAUGAUGAAAUUACAAAUCUAUAAAUAGACAUAACAAAGAAAAAGUGUCAUACCAUUGAGCAUUAUGGAUAUGUCAUUACGAAUGACGUAUUUAUAACCAAUAUAAUACAAUUAAAGUUUAGUUAUUGUUAAAAACAUGUUAUAAAUACCAAUAGAAUACAAUUGAGGGUUAGUUAUUGUUCAACAUGUUAACGGAAGUGCUGUCGUCAUAUCCAAGAACACGGAUACAUUUAAAAGACGCCUGGAUAAACAUCGGAUCAACCACCCGAUGAUUUAUGAUUAUAAAUGUUACUAUAAUGUAAUAACCGGAAGCAAAACACCGAGACUGCUAAAUAGUGAGGACGAAGAAGAGGCCACUACAGAGGUCCCAAAGACCUGCGGUGGUAACAUAAUCAUCGAUUAGGUUAAUCCUAGUAUGGUGGAGCACUGUUAAUAAGUGUUAUCAUUAAGAACAGGAAGAACAAUUCGUAAAAAUGCAGCCAUUAACUAAGCUGUUCUCGAAGUUAUUACCAACCUCAAAUCACUCUACCUUUGAUGAUAGUCUUCCGAGAAAUGUUGGCAAACUGAAACCGGACAAACAUUCAGGCGACCCAACCUUGGCUUGGGACAAAAUUAAAGGGAAACAAAAUAAACAAUGUGUGAAACCUGUGGAUAUAAACUUGCCAGUCCCUGAUGAUAGAGUCCGGUUUGUGUGCAUAUCAGACACACACACUGAGUGGGAACAGAGCGGAAUUCACAUACCGGAUGGUGAUAUACUUUUACAUGCGGGAGACAUGACAAUGUCUGGACAGAAGAAUGAAUUGGAAAUUGUGAAAAAAUAUCUAGAUUCACUCCCACAUAAGCACAAGGUUGUGAUAGCAGGCAACCAUGAUUUGUCGUUCGAUCACAAGUUCAUGGUUAAUCGAAUAAAGAACAACUACUAUACAUUUGACCACAAAGACUUCCAGAUGUACCUCAAAAAAUGUGGUGUGCGUUGUACAAGAGAUUUAUUCAAUGAUAUCUACCUGGAAGACUCCAUGGUGAAGAUUUAUGGAAUUAAUAUUUAUGGGAGUCCUUGGACACCAGGAAGUGGUUUCUGGGGAUUCCAGUGUUGCCGUGGUGCCCAGCUGAUGUCCAAAUGGAACAUGGUUCCCAACUCCACAGAUGUCCUUCUCACUCACAUGCCUCCAUUAGGUUAUGGGGAUAACAUUCGGGAGAUAUUUCAGAAGCACGUGGGAUGUGUUGACUUACUGAAGACAGUCCAGACGCGGGUCAAACCAGCAUACCAUGUGUAUGGGCAUAUACAUGAAGGGUAUGGAAUGCGAACAGAUGGCACUACAAUAUUUGUGAACGCAGCUGUCUGUGAUGAAGAUUACAAUGCUGUGAAUUCUCCAAUCAUCUUCGACAUACAGUUACCAAAGGGCGUCACCAAACAGUCAUUCGGGGACAAUCAAGUAGAAUGGGUGAUACCAACAGAAACAUUGGCCUUGUAUGAAGAAGAUAUUGAGAUUGUGUUUGAAGAUUACCAGGAGUUUCCUGAUGAAGGAGCAGUAAGUACAGGUGGAGGGGGUCAGGAAGGCCAUGAAGUACUGCCGACUCAUGCAGAGACCAUACUAAACAACGUGGUCUCGGUUUUACUACAGAGUGAUGCAGAGUCAGUCAGCUCCGAGUCAGAUGUGAGCAGAAAGUCAUUAGAUAGCUGUGAGUCACAGGAUAGACUAGACUGUGCAAUAGGACAUGAGGAUUCUGAGUAUACCUUGGAAGAUGGAGGAGGUGGAAUUCACUAACUGUGAUAAUGAAGAUGUGUGAUGUUACCUCUGUUAAAUCCCAUAGACAAAAACUCUUCUGAUGUUUCCAGUGAAUUCAAUUUACUGAUGAAGAUGGUUCUCUGAAAAUGGAUCAACUUAAGCAGGUGCAGAAAAAAAUGCAUAAUAGUGGUGAAGAUAUAUGUAUUAGAAAGUUUUUAAACUACAGUGUAUAAGCUGUUGUGUUUUGAUCAACUCACCAAUAUUAUCAGUUUUUGUUGAGGACCAAUUGCCAAACAAAAAUAUAACAUAUAACAUCUGAUUUUGUUAAUACCCAUUUUAAUGAAAUGAAACUAACCGGUAAACUAGGUUUUUGUUUCUUUUGUCAUUAAUUGCCCGUAUGUUAUGAUCAAGGUUAUUCCGAAUUGCUAAUUGUAGGACCAAUAACCAAACACAAAACUUUAUAUAAAAAUUUCUGAGAUCAUAUACAUGUAUGCAUUUAUCCAUAAAUGUGUUUCAGAUGAACUAGAUUUUCUGUAAUUUCCUUUGAUGUUUUUGUUUGAUAUUAAAAACAUUGUGGUUAAAAACAAUUUUUAUAUUGAACGUAAUUGAUAAUUUUGAAGAUUUAUUAUGUGCUGUUGUUUUUAUUCAUGACUAAGAAAUUCUCAACCCAUAAAAGGCUGACCAUAUGUUGAAUGUGUGCACAUGCACACAUGUUAACAGAAAUACCUAGCCAAGUUUGACUUGUUAAAUUUUAACAAAAGCUAGCAACCACUGUAUUAUAAAUACUUACAAUUGCACAAAUUUUAAUAAUUUAUACAGGUCUUUUGUUUAUUGGUUGAUUUCAGCUACUAGUAUUUGUCCUUGAUCAUCAUAUGAUAUCAUUCUAUCUGGUUGGUGUUAUAAGCAAUAUGAUACAACAGCAAUAUCAACACAGCCAUUAUAUAUCAUAAGUUCAGUACAUGUGUGAAUGAUGCACAAACGUAGUACGAUAAGUAGAGAAAAGUAUAAUAUGGUUUUACAGGUUCACACGACUUUGUCCAUAAACGGGUGAAAGAAAAGUAUUUCAGCCCCUGGUCCGUAAUACAAUUGCUCAAUAUUUGUUAGCUCAUCAUUUGAGAAUAAAUUGUCGAUUCAUUGUCUGCUAAUAUAAAACAUGGAGAAGACACAAGAAGGAAAUGUCACCUUUUGCUCUCGAAACAAAACAAUAUCAACAGCCCGCAUGAACAAGAAAAAAAGGCUACUUCGGGGGAUCAAUCUGUACACAUGCUGUCAAAUGUGUUACUGUUACGUCAAACUAUGUAUUUCAGGUACAGCAAGUAUUUUUAUAUGUUCAAAAUUAUGUAAAUGUUCAUAUUACAUUUAAGAUAUAUUUAUAUCAUCCUUUAUAUGUGCCUUUAUUUUAGGUUUUGUUACUUAUAUCUCUGUGAUAAAUUUGUAUUACCAAAACAUUGUCUCAUACUAUUUAUUAUAUAAGAACAAUAUAUUCUAUGCAUCAUA